Messenger RNA from Spinacia oleracea (spinach), 1983 nucleotides. Its product is annotated as probable glucuronosyltransferase GUT1. The transcript has 9 exons. Lineage: Eukaryota; Viridiplantae; Streptophyta; Magnoliopsida; Caryophyllales; Amaranthaceae. The record is from RefSeq and is a predicted model, not a curated record. Gene Ontology annotation, molecular function: glycosyltransferase activity. Bases 374 to 1738 code for a protein of 454 amino acids.
AAGUUAUUCAGCAAUCAAGUGUUCAGCUUGGAAUUCCAAAGCUAAUGUUUUUAUUCACUUUAGCAAUACUCACGUCCUAAAAAAAAAGAAAUACCUCCUCAAUCCUUCAUCUCACGACAUCCUUUGCCGAUUCCAACUCCAACUCCAACUCCAACUCCUCACACCGCUGCUGCUGCCUCCACACCAGACACCACCAUAGCCCCCACCACCACAUUCACUGGCUCCUCCAUUUAACGGAUUGAAGCAGGAAGACAACCAAGCCCCCUUCAUCGUAGCGGCGAUCCAGCAGUGGAGAUGGUGCAAUUUGUGGGGUAAAUCUAAAUCUGAAACUGUGGCUCACUUGGGAUAGUUGCACAAGUAUCUAACCAGUGGGAUGGGAAGCUUAAUAACGAGCAAGUCAAGGCCAACCCCCUGCACCCGCACCCACCAGAUUGGCGCCCUUGCCCUUAUUGUAACCACCUUCUUCCUCACUCGCCUCUUCGAUCAAACUUUCACUCCUUGCUAUGAUGAGUUCCGUUCCCCUGUAUUGAGCCCCACUACACGUUCCUCCAUUAGCUUUAAUCCUGGCCGUCCGUUCUCUUGGCCUGAGCCGGGUUAUGGGUCUCACCUUAACCUCAAGAUUUAUGUCUAUGAUGAGAAUGAGGUGGAUGGGUUGAAGGCUUUGAUGUACGGUCGUGAUGGAACAAUCUCUCCUGAUGCUUGUACCAAAGGCCAAUGGGGCACUCAGGUCAAAAUACAUAAGUUGCUUAUGAAGUCUAAGUUCCGGACCAUGAAUAAAGAGGAGGCAGAUCUUUUUUUCGUGCCAGCUUAUGCAAAAUGUGUUCGGAUGAUGGGAGGUCUAAAUGACAAGGAAAUUAACAAUACUUAUGUAAAGGUGCUUAGUCAGAUGCCAUACUUCAGACUCUCCGGUGGACGUAAUCACAUAUUUGUCUUCCCGAGUGGUGCUGGUGCUCAUUUGUUCAAGUCAUGGGCUACAUACUUGAAUCGCUCAAUCAUUCUGACACCUGAGGGUGAUCGUACUGAUAAACGAGAUACAAGUGCCUUUAACACGUGGAAGGAUAUCAUCGUCCCUGGGAAUAUUGAUGAUGGGAUGACGAAAGAAGGAGCUUCUUUAGUUCAGCCUUUGCCACUGUCAAGGCGGAAGUUCUUGGCAAACUUCUUAGGUAGGGCACAGGGGAAGAUUGGUCGUCUUCAAUUAAUUGAGCUUGCGAAGAAAUUUCCUGAUAAGUUGGAAUCUCCAGAGUUGAAGUUGAGUGGUCCUGACAAACUAGGAAGGAAAGAAUACUUUGAACAUCUCCGCAACGCAAAAUUCUGCCUAGCUCCACGUGGAGAAUCAUCAUGGACCCUACGCUUCUACGAGUCCUUUUUUGUGGAGUGUGUGCCAGUAGUGCUGUCAGAUCAGGUAGAGUUGCCUUUUCAGAAUGUUGUAGACUACAGCCAGAUAUCAAUCAAGUGGCCAUCAACUCGAAUAGGGCCCCAACUCCUGGAAUAUUUGGAAUCAAUAACAGAUGAGGAGAUUGAGAACAUGAUUGCUCGUGGUAGACAGGUGAGAUGUUUGUGGUCCUAUGCUCCAGAAUCACAACCAUGCUCUACUAUUAAUGGAAUUCUUUGGGAACUCCAACGAAAAGUCAGACAUUUUCACCAGUCAGCUGAAACAUUCUGGUUGCACAACAGAACUGUUGUAAAUAGAGAUUUAGUACCAUUUUCCCAUUGGAAAGCACCUAUUCUUUUGCCUUAACUUUACUUUUAGGGUUUCAGAUUACUUUUUGCGAGAUGAAAAUGAUGCUGCAAUGUAGGUAGGUAAUCUGAUAUAAUUUGUAGCAUGUGUAUUGAAGGUGGAUUGAUAUCUGUGAAGUGCUUGAGGUUUUGAUUUACAGACUGGAGUACCAUGCCAUAGGUUAGAAGGAGAAAUAUGUUUGGAGUGUUUUGAGUAUGGACUCCGAGUAUUAAAGUAAUUUUUAAAGGGUCACUUUAUUUUGAUUA